Messenger RNA from Zalophus californianus (California sea lion), 3275 nucleotides. It is a transcript of the gene AP3M2, whose product is annotated as adaptor related protein complex 3 subunit mu 2. Gene Ontology annotation, biological process: intracellular protein transport; endocytosis. The record is from RefSeq and is a predicted model, not a curated record. The coding region runs from base 225 to 1481 and encodes 418 amino acids. NCBI's taxonomy places the organism in Eukaryota, Metazoa, Chordata, Mammalia, Carnivora, Otariidae. Gene Ontology annotation, cellular component: cytoplasmic vesicle; clathrin adaptor complex. The transcript has 9 exons.
AGGGCCAAUUGGGGGCUCAAAGCCGAGAAGAAUGUGACUGGCGGACAGCGAUCAAUCAGAGGGGAGAAGUGGAUCACUGACGUCCAAUCAGAGGCUUUAAGAUCUCUGUCGUGGGCGGUGCUGGCGUGAGGCCCACGGGCCAGCCAAUCAGCAGGGUUGAAAAUUGGCAGUUCUGAGGCUUUCAGACCAAAGAAGACUUUCCUCUCUCACUGACAAUCGCCACCAUGAUUCAUAGCCUCUUCUUGAUCAACUCCUCAGGAGAUAUUUUCCUGGAAAAACAUUGGAAAAGUGUGGUCAGCCGUUCUGUUUGUGAUUACUUUUUUGAGGCGCAAGAGAGAGCGACUGAGGCAGAAAAUGUACCUCCAGUUAUCCCUACCCCUCACCACUAUCUCUUAAGUGUUUACCGUCACAAGAUCUUUUUUGUGGCUGUGAUCCAGACAGAGGUCCCACCUCUGUUUGUUAUUGAGUUCCUUCACCGCGUAGUGGACACAUUUCAGGAUUAUUUUGGAGUCUGUUCAGAGCCAGUGAUCAAAGACAAUGUGGUUGUGGUUUAUGAGGUACUAGAAGAGAUGCUUGACAAUGGGUUUCCAUUGGCUACUGAGUCAAACAUCCUCAAAGAACUGAUAAAGCCUCCCACUAUCCUUCGAACGGUCGUCAACACCAUAACAGGAAGCACCAAUGUGGGUGACCAGCUUCCUACUGGACAGCUGUCAGUGGUGCCCUGGCGAAGAACUGGGGUGAAGUACACCAACAAUGAGGCCUAUUUUGAUGUGAUCGAAGAGAUUGAUGCUAUCAUUGAUAAAUCAGGUUCCACAAUUACUGCUGAGAUCCAGGGGGUCAUUGAUGCCUGCGUCAAGCUGACUGGAAUGCCAGACCUUACGCUAUCCUUCAUGAAUCCUAGGUUGUUGGAUGAUGUCAGCUUCCAUCCUUGUGUUCGUUUCAAGCGCUGGGAAUCUGAGCGUAUUCUCUCCUUCAUCCCUCCUGAUGGAAACUUUCGCCUGCUCUCUUACCAUGUCAGUGCACAGAAUCUGGUGGCAAUUCCAGUGUAUGUUAAACAUAGCAUCAGUUUCCGGGACAGUAGUUCACUUGGACGCUUUGAAAUAACAGUGGGACCGAAGCAGACUAUGGGGAAGACCAUAGAGGGAGUGAUUGUCACCAGCCAGAUGCCCAAAGGGGUCCUGAAUAUGAGCCUCACUCCAUCUCAGGGGACACAUACAUUUGACCCAGUUACCAAGAUGCUGUCAUGGGAUGUAGGAAAAAUAAAUCCGCAAAAGCUACCAAGUUUGAAGGGGACCAUGAGUCUUCAGGCUGGAGCUUCCAAGCCAGAUGAGAACCCCACAAUUAAUCUGCAGUUUAAGAUCCAGCAGCUGGCCAUUUCUGGACUCAAGGUGAAUCGUCUGGAUAUGUAUGGAGAAAAGUACAAACCCUUUAAGGGCAUAAAAUACAUGACCAAAGCUGGAAAGUUCCAAGUUCGAACCUGAAGGGAGAGUUUUGCAAAAAGAACAGUCAUGAACGCUUUUUCAUUUCUUACUUUCUAAAAGUAAAAAAUAUCAGCCUGUCUCCUAGGUCAGUAUCCCCUUCUGGACCCACCCGCUCCCUUUUUUCCUUAGCCUUCAGUGCCAUGGAGCUAAUCAAGGGAGAGAAGGGUCGCCAGGGAGAACUGGACAGAACUGAAACACAAUCAGCACCAACUCAGUUCUGCGAGAAGAGAUGUGUGACGGAGGGUGGAGACACUUGAUGCCAUAUUUGACUAUUCUUAACGUGGCUACCAUAGAAAAAGACUAGCAUUUGUUACUUGCUUGGCUUUAAUGAUCUAAAGCCAACGAACGACUUCUUUUUGUUUUUUAAGGUAGAAAGAUUAGAAAGAAGGAAAGAAAGCUUGGAAGAGUAUGAAUGUUAGUCACAGAAAGGCCAGUUAAGGAUCUGAUCUAUGAGGGAGAAGAAAGGAAACAGUAUUGAAGAGGUAUGAGGACACAGGCUCAAGUGAAAGGGGCAGGAGAAGUAGUCAAGCCCCAUAUGAAGGAGGGUUGGAAGGAAAAGAGUGGAGUUGGUUUCUUUCUGAUCCCUCUACUUUGAUAUAUAUAUAUAUAAAAUCAUCAGUACUUCUAGAAGGGAACUGGAAACUUCUUAAAUUUGAGUCCACUGAUGACAUGGAAAACCCCAGUAGAAUCAGAUUUUCCCUUGAAGACUAUGACGAUAUCCGACCAGUUUUCAGAUACUAACUACUGUUUGCCUUUAGCACUUGGUCUGUCAUCUUCUGUGAGAAGGUGACCUGCCCUCUUCCUGGCAGAGGCCGCCUGAAAUGCCCCGUUUCCAACCCAAAACAGUUUAUUCACUUUACAUUGCAGAAUUCACCAUUUUUCCUGUUACCCAAGGACAGUUUCAGAAAAGCCAAUCCCAUAAUCCCAGGGCAGCCAGAUUUUGUGUGUCACCGUUUUGGAGUGUAGAUGACCAACUGCUUCCUCAUGAAGUGCAUCAUGGCUGUAACCCAGUGACUCCUUACUUACACUUGUCAGUGCUGGACUAGUGCUGGAGUCUUUAAAAAUUUAUAUAAAAGACAGGUUUUAAAAUUAUUCUAGCUUAAGGAGUGAUAUUGUGCUCUGCUUAAUGCAUGGAGAAAAAUGAAGACCUCUCCAAACCCUACAAUUUUUCUCUAAAGCCCUGUUUCCAAAUCCUUCAGCAAUUUUGUUUUGCUAGUUUUAUCUCCCUACUUCCUGGACUUGUUUUUGCUGCAGAGUAAUGUUGUUUUGUGGUUUUCCUCUGGGAUAAAUUGUGCUCUAUACAAACAGUUGUGUUUCAUACUCCCAUCGCUCCAGAAUUUGUCCUGAAUGACUAUGUCCUGCAUACAUACUGGUAGGGUAGGGGAACAGCCCUGCCUAUGAGUCCACAAUACUCGGAAUUACUUCUGAGGGCUCUGAAGGAUUUUAAGGUUUCCUAGGUCAUAGGAAAACAACCAGUCUUGGUCCCUGGAUAUUUUUAGGUUUGUAAAUCUAGCUGUGAUAUUUCCUCCCAGACAGUUUCCUAAUUUCAAGGGAAGAACUUGAGGAGAAAUCAAGUAUCUAGGGUAUGGGACCUCCAGGCCUUAGCAUGUGAAGUAAUGUAUCACCUGCAUAGCAGACCUCUGGAGCCCAGUGGAGCAUCGCGGCGACCACCCAUCAGGGUGUCAGCAUAAGAAGUGCAGGCCGUCUUGGUUGAGCUGUUCGAUUCCAUACGUGUUUAAUAUGUGUGGAAGUAUCUCCUGUGUUUAAAUCGUAAUAAAGUUGAGUUUUACCAGU